Molecule: messenger RNA, 3098 nt
Organism: Cuscuta campestris
Lineage: Eukaryota; Viridiplantae; Streptophyta; Magnoliopsida; Solanales; Convolvulaceae
Source: the annotation of a GenBank genome assembly
CUUCCACUUACCAUCGUCGGAGCACCACCUUGAAAUCACAGCGACCACCGUUAACCGGUGGUCCAUCAACUCCACCGCCACAUUGUUCAUGCGGAAGACAUUGUUAAGCUGCAAAAUGGAGGAGAUGGAGACCGUCUUGCUUUAGAAAACAUGUAACUCUCUCAAACAUUCGCUUCUCCAUUGUCACUCACAAUCACCAUGACCGGUAGAAGCGCCCUCUCUUCUUCAUUCCUUCCCUCUCCCCCUUUCUUCACCAAUUCGAACCAUCCAAACGUCUCUAUUCGACUAAGAGUUUCCUGCAAUCUCAGAAACUCGGAAUCCGGCGAUGAAUCGAAUGUCCGUCGAAAUCGGUUGAAUUUCCUUAACCUAUCUGUAACAUUAACUGUAAUUUCAGCUUCUCUGGCCCAGCCCUCAUUAGCGGCUAGCAAAGUCUCCGACAGGAAGCGUGUCCCUAAACGGCCGGAUGCUUUAACCUCCCAGGAGUUGGAGAAAUGGUCCCAAGGUCUCCCCACCAUCACCCGCAGGCUUCCCUAUACUGAGAUUUUGGAUUUGAAGAGGGAAGGUAAGCUUAAGCAUAUAAUAAAACCUCCCAGUGUGGGGUUGAAACAGAGGCCUGAGGUUGUUUUGGCUGUGUUGGAUGAUUCUAGGGUUGUUAGGAUUGUGUUGCCUUCAUCAGAGACUGAUCCCAAGUUUUGGUCUCAAUGGGACGAGUUGAAGAUAGAUGGUCUUUGUAUGAAUGCCUACUCCCCGCCUUUGAAGAAGAAAAUUCGGGAGUCCGGCUUCCUUUCUUUGGGGUUCUUAGAAAAGAUCCCAGCUUGGAGGUUUUUGUUUUCGAAACCUGCUAAACCAAAAUCAAAGAAGGCAUUAGAGUUGAAGAGGGCAAGAGAAGAGAUUCUGAAGAGCAGAAAUGAGGAGAUAUAUAAUGUGAGGAGAGAGAGGGAGAUGAUGGAAAAGGAAAUGAAGAUGCAAAAGAAGAUGGAAGAGAAGAGGAAGAGGAGGGAGAUUCAGCAAGCCAAGCAUGAGGAAUCAUUACGAAGGGCGGCGGUGACUUCUCAAAGGAUGUCAUUGAUGUGGGGUGACUUAGCUGGUGAUUAUACUGUUACUACAGCCCUUGGGUUCCUCUUCUUCUUCAUAUUUUAUAGAACUGUUGUGUUAAGUUACAGAAAACAGAAGAAGGAUUAUGAGGAUAGAUUAAAAAUACAGCAAGCAGAAGCUGAUGAAAAAAAGAAAAUUAGGAAAUUGGAAAGAGAAAUGGAAGGGAUCGAGGACAGCGAUGAAGAGGAGGAAGGACAAAAAAGUGAAGAAAACCAAUAUAUGAAGAUGGCAAUGAAAUUCAUGAAGUCUGGUGCUCGUGUCCGAAGGGCUCGUAGUAAGAGGGUUCCUCAGUAUUUAGAAGCAGAUGUGGAUGUGAAGUUCUCCGACGUUGCUGGGCUUGGGAAGAUUAGGCUUGAGCUUGAGGAGAUUGUGAAGUUUUUCACCCACGGGGAUAUGUAUCGCAGGCGAGGAGUCAAAAUACCAGGAGGAAUACUUCUUUGUGGUCCACCUGGGGUGGGGAAGACAUUGCUAGCAAAAGCAGUUGCUGGGGAGGCAGGAGUGAACUUCUUCUCCAUUUCUGCAUCUCAAUUUGUUGAAAUAUAUGUUGGUGUUGGAGCCUCUCGUGUUCGAGCACUCUACCAAGAGGCGAAGGAAAACGCCCCAUCUGUCGUGUUCAUUGAUGAGCUGGAUGCUGUUGGAAGGGCACGUGGCUUGAUUAAAGGUUCUGGUGGGCAAGAACGUGAUGCCACCUUGAAUCAGCUUCUUGUGUGCUUGGAUGGUUUUGAAGGAAAAGGGGAAGUUAUUACAAUUGCCUCUACAAAUAGACCAGACAUUCUAGAUCCUGCCCUUGUUCGACCCGGACGGUUUGACCGGAAAAUUCAUAUUCCAAAACCUGGUCUUAUAGGCCGAAUUGAAAUUUUGAAGGUACAUGCUCGUAAGAAACCAAUGGAUCCAGAUGUGGACUAUAUGGCUGUUGCCAGAGUGACAGAUGGAAUGGUCGGUGCAGAGUUGGCCAACAUCAUUGAGGUUUCUGCUAUUGGUAUGAUGAGGGAGGGAAGAACUGAGAUUACAACAGACGAUUUGUUACAAGCUGCACAAAUAGAAGAACUGGGUAUGUUGGAUAGGAAGGAGAGGAGCCUUGAAAAAUGGAAGCAAGUAGCGGUGAAUCGAGCAGCUAUGGCUGUUGUUGCUGUGAAUUUUCCUGAUCUCAAGAACAUCGAGUUUAUCACCAUUGCUCCACGAGCUGGCACGGAAUUAGGCUAUGUACGAAUGAAAAUGGAUGAUAUCAAAUUUAAGGAAGGAAUGCUGAGCCGGCAAACCUUCAUAGACCACAUAACUGUUCAACUGGCACCACGCGCAGCUGAUGAGCUCUGGUAUGGAGAAGGCCAUCUGAGCACAAUAUGGGCUGAGAGUGCAAACAAUGCACGGUCUGCCGCAAGGACUUGUGUUCUUGGCGGUCUUUCGGAUAAAGAUUAUGGUUUGCCCAACUUCUGGGUUUCAGAUAAAAUAAAUGGAAUUGAUGAAGAGGCGUUACGGAUCCUUAACAUGUGUUAUGGCCGAGCAAAAGAGAUACUUCAGCAAAACAGAAAACUGAUGGAGGCUGUCGUGGAUCAACUGGUUCAGAAGAAAAACCUCACUAAGAAAGAGUUCUCUGAGCUGGUGGAGAUGCAUGGAUGCCUAGAACCGACUCCUCCUGCCAUUGUUGAUUUAAGGUUAGCCAAGAAGUCGGAGUUCAAGCGGUUGUUAGCUUAAUCCCAGAGAACAAACAAACAACCAAAUCAAAAAUAUUUAAGUUUGAUGUGUGCGUAGAAAGAUGAUGUUUCCUUGUUGGAUUUCGUUGAAAUGGUCGAUCCCAAUAGAUGGUCUUUAGGAGUAUUAGUUUUUUUUGGUGUGUUUUUGAUAGAUAUGUAUGUUUGAUUGAAUCAUUUUAUAGUUCAUGUGGCUCAAAACAUUGUUGAUUUCCUAAGCUUCGAUUCUUAAAAAAAAAGGAUGAGUCCCAUCCCAAGGCCUCCUUUAGACGCGGUUGGACAACCUCUGAGAGGAAGUAAAUUGGACUUUAAUCG